AUUUCUGGAAGGAAAAAAAAACGUCAGGAAUCACAUGGCAAUAUGAGAACAAGAUACAAUACGUGUGACAUUAGUUUGGGAAAGGCCAGCUCAUCUUCCUCCCUCCUGACCUGCGCGUGUGUGUGUGGGUUUGUAUGAAAGUAGGCUAGGGGGAUGUUUGAUUUCACAACGUGUUUACUUGGUGUAAGAUACAAUUCUCAGUCAUCGUAUCAGGCUCCUUUCUGAAAAUAUUAUUGCAUCACCGGUGUUUGCAACUUGAAUCCUGAGCGUCUGGGAACUAUUGAGGGGGUCACAGCUGUUCAACUUCAAACAGACGUCUAUCAUAAAAACUAUGAAGCUUAAACAUUUCCUAUACAAAAGAGCUUGUCUACAUGUUGGAAGCUGGCCGGAUUCUGAGGUCAAGGAAAAGUUCGACACCAAUCUCAUCAAAGCACAGCAGCAAAGAUUAAGAAAAUACCAAUAACAACUACCAUUUACGGUAUUAUUUAAUGUGACUAUCAUUUAGUGGUCCCCUGCCCUUGUUAAAGAGAAAAAUAAGUAAUAGAAGGGAAAACAUGAUUGAUCCCUCAAAGGAAAUUACUUGACUUUGAAGAUCUAAGCUUAAGGUCACUGUGACAUGGGACCAAUCUAUCUUUGUGAUCCCAAAAACGUUAAUUUGCCACUGGGGACGAACUGAUUCAAAUUUUGGGUCGCUGUGACAUCACAAUAGAUGUGUCCAGCCUCAACUCAAGCAGUUAUUAACUAAUUAUGAUAAUUUAACACAAAUGUCUAACGGGAUAAACCCAUAUAGGACGCCGUGGUUGCUCUGAAAAGCUCCCUGAUCCACCGGUGUGCAAUGCCGAGGUACCACAGGUCCUUCCUUCCUGCUGUUGUCAGAUUUCGCAACAGCUCUACUCUCAGUGGCCCACAAAACACUUGUGUACGUGUAUUAAAAACACACUGCAUAUUAAAAACACACUGCAGUAACAGUUUGUAUUCAUAGUAGUUGUUUUUACUGCUGUCUCUUGUUUGAAAUUGAACUACGCUGCCGUAAAUCCUGUAAAUUUCCCUGCUGCGGGACUGAUAAAGGGUUAUCUUAUCUUAAAAUGAUGAAAAAAGUGUUGACCUUUUAAAAAGAUAUGGUUAGAAACUGCAACAGCUUAUUUUUACACAUGGACCGAAAAUAAACACAUACACGUAAACAGUACCUAUAGACAUGCAAUCAUUAAUGCAUUAGGAGAUGUCCCGGUGAGGAGACUCAUAGGAUGGGGUCUUUGGCUGUUAGGGGUUCGGUGCCUCGCUGAAGAUUGAGACCAUGAGGCGAACCGAGGAACCUCUCAAGCUACCAAUGCAAACUCACCACUUGGUGCAAGCUGCACUCUCGACCUUCCGGUUCAGAGGCCAAGUCCCAACGGAGUGUGCUAAUACAGCCCAAGGAAGAACAGAUCUGGUUGUUCCUUGUAAUGAAGAAUGAUCCCAACCCACCCAACCCCUUUUUUUGUGGGAAUUCCUAGAUUCACGAUGAAGAAAAGAUCAUCACCCAUUUAUUUACUAACAGAAGAGAAAACAUUUGAAAGUCACUCUUUUUAAUUGUCUUGUGACCCCAUGUACAGUACAGUAUUUGUUUGACACCAACAAAAAGCAAAACCCCGGUGCAGCAUAUCCGUCUGAAUGGCUGGAUAACUUGUCUGUGCUCCAAUAAACUCACCCGCGUAACGGGUUGACCUACCUGUUUGCUCUGCAGAGUCUGCUCCAUCUCCUCUCACGCUCAUCAGCAGGCACUCUGAAACACAUUGUGUACGGUGUGAAAUAUAUUCAGGUCACAAAAACCGUCUGUUCACAAAGACAGGAAGCAGAUACCGCUACCACAGGGGGGUUUACAUCAGAUAAAGUGGAGCUCAGUGUCAGUCUUCUGCACAGUACAAAGGGUUGCUCAGUAAGUCGGUGGCGAAGUGAAGCUUCCCUGCACACGUUGUAUUCUACAGCACUUCUUGUUGCUGGAACAAUGGAAUGGGCUUUAUUAGCAGUCAUCACCGUCUUCUGGAUACACGUGUUUUUAUAAACCUAUCAGGUACUUUUGGUGUUUAAAUCGUCAGUUGUUUUGUGUCAAUUCACAACAGUUAUUUUUAAUGAUGGAGAAUCAGCGUCAUUAUCUUGCUCGAGGACACCUUAGCAGUGGUCAUUGUUCUCAGGUUUUCCCCACUCAAGAUAUGAGCCACCAGGGAGGUUAACCUCUGACCUCUGGUUCCUGACUGUACUGUGCUACCUGUGCACACUGUUUUCAAUAUGCUCUAAGUGCAGGAAGUAAUUAAAUAAUAACGGUGAAGUGUGGAGUCAUUCACAGAAUUUAUCAUCACAGAUGAAGGCUUAUAUUACAUGCGCACUAAAAGCUAAAUGCGUACUAGUGAGUCCAAAAGCUUAGUGUAGACCAAGUUUAGCCUUAGACUUGUUCCUACUGCUUGUCAGAAUUAUAUGGUUAUUUCACCAUUUAUAUUUAAAACACAAGCAAUUUAAAACUCAAGGGAAGGAACAAAAAGGAGCAAUAUAAACAUUUUAUAAAGAACUAAAUACUUUUACCCUUUAAGAUUUCAUUUCACACAAUUCAUUCUGAGAUAUGAAGUGGCUGCUUUUACCUCACAUGUUUUAGCGUAUUUAGAGUAAAAAUUUCUAUUGUAGUAAAUGAAAUCCAAGGGACAGCAAGUGGCUAUGUCAAAUUUUACAGCCAGCAGUCACAUUCCUCUGACCUGUUGUUUCUCUGUGUGAAAUAUUUAAUGUCAAUAUUGCCAAUCAACAAAUGGCCUUUUUUCGUCCUCUUUCUGUCAGCAUGUUGAAGGAUUCGAUUUUCUUGUGGGGUGCAGACGCAUGCAUUACCCACUUGAAGAUCUGUACAAGAACCGGCACCUCCUAUGAAGGUCAUAAACUGGAGUUCAAAGGGUUGUCUGUUUCAGGGAUUGAACCUGCGACCAGUCAAGCGACAUCUAUGUGCUAUAUAUCAGUAUGUGCUGAAUUCAGUUUAGCGCACCCGGAGUGUUGGGAGAGAUAACGUUUUCAGUGAACAGAGCGCAACCUCUUAUGUAAUGUGUCAUGUCCAGCGUGUGGAGGGCAUGGACAGUCUGGCAGCUCUCUGCGGCUUCAAAUCAAAGCCAAAGUCAAGACACAUAUGCAACUUUUCCAGAAAGACACAACUAUUGAAUUCAUUCAUUAAAGGCUUGGAGCAUUAACAUAAACAAUGAACUGGAAAUGUAAUGUAAGUCGCUUUGGAUAAAAGCGUCAGCUAAAUGACCUGUAAUGUAAAUGUAAUGAGACAAACGGGUGAAUGAAUUAUUCAAGUUUUAAUGGACCUUCAUAUUUUGCAUUUUACUAAUUAUUUUACCACUGAGGAAUUAGCCACCAAACUGCAGAUGGCCGACUUCACUAUACCUUUGUCACUUCAGGUGUCAAUAUAAGGAGAAACUUUCGCAGUUUGAAAAUGGGGUUCACCCCCACCCCCCCGAAAAUAACAUAAUAUCAUUUUUUGUUUCAUGAGAUCGAUAAGAGAAAUUUACUGAAGAGCUUUCACACCUAUAAAUGCUGUAUACAACUUGAUUUGGGAAACUCAUGGCAUCUUAGCUAGCUAACUUCAGCAGUAGUUUAGCUUGUUUGUCUUCUAUUUGUUUUUUAGCUACUACUCACUGAGAUUAGACAAAACAGUCAAUCAUGAAUGUUCCCAUUUUUGGAGGUAAUAAAGUUAUUAAAUUUUCCUGGCUUUAGCUAAGGUCAGCCUUGAAUGUACCCACAGGCUAAAGUGUUUUGGCUAAACAGUUGGCCGUACCACUGUAGUAGAGAACAGUUGUGCAAGUAAGAUACAUAAACCAGAGUGUAGUCACUGAAGUUUGACACCCAAGUCAUAUAUUUCAUUGGCACAAUAAUUUACAUACAAGUCAGAAUUGGGUCUUAAUAACUAAAAGAAAAGUUUCAGAUGAGUUUGACAAUUACUAUCAACCGUAAGAUGGCCAUGCUGACAUUUAUUGGUCUUCGUACCAUCGUCAUUGGAAAAAGACAAUAAACUCACACGUCAUCUCAAGAUUCUACACAGCAUGCUUCAUACAAUCUCAUGAUUACAUCAGUACGAGUAAGAAAAGUAAUUAGUACAAGGUGUGUAUCUUACUCACCAGCAAUGAGGAGAGCCCUGAGGACUGCUGGUAAACCCCCACACGUCUCAAGUGCUCUCAUCUCUCCUGGCGUUUCUGCUCAGCUCACAGGCUUUUUGAAGAAGUGUGCUGUUUUUUUAUCAUAUAUAAUGACGAGCAGUUUCCUGAGCGUGUGGUUUUAACAGAUUUGCUGAUGAAAAGAUUGAGUUUUUUUCAGCUGCUGUAAUGCAAAGCCCCUCAAAUUAUUGGGGUGGCUUUUAGCCAGUUUCAACAUUGAUUGAUAAGAAUUCUCCCUACAAUCUAAAACUUUAUAUGCAAAGCAUCCAUAAACACGUAAUGGAUUCCCUUAAGUGUCUACAGCAUAGAUUGUUCGAUGUAGGUAACAGAUGUUUGGAUAGAAAUAAUUGUGGGCCAUAUGUUUCCAAGCUAGUGAGACUUAUGACAGGCAAUACAUUGUAAUGAGCCUUUUGAUCGUGUUGCAGGCAGGUGGUUUUCCACUGAAUGUUUAACAUCUCCACUUCUUUAUGCAACAACGAUGUUGCUGCAUUCACAGCGUCCACAUGCUCACCUUUGAUAGGCCUGUAGUAUCAGACCUCGGGAGAAUCAAGGCACAAGGCAAAAAGCGACUAGGUAUGUGAUAAAGUCAAGAAACAAUAAUAAAUGUCAAAUAGUCAAGAAACAAUAAUAAAUGUCAAAUUCAACAGGUCCACCACAACACAUGUGUGUUAUGAUAUAUAUUACAUUAACAUGUAUUAAUGUACAUAUAAUGUCGGUAUAUCCAAAGCCAAAUCAAACUGAAGGAGUGGUCAUUGCUUAUGAAUGAGAACAUAAAAUGCUCUACUUUUUGUAAUGCAUUGUAAUACACUGUUUUAAUGAUUGCUCUAAUUAAAAAAAACAGAUCAAUAAUAAGGUAGAUAAUAUAGCACAUUCUGUAGUCCAAAUGUGUGCUUGGUAAUUUUCUUAAACUACAGUAAGGAAAAUAUAGUAAUAUAGCAUCACCCUAAAAGGUGGUACAGAUCUUUCCCGGAUAUUUUAAGUUUACAGUUUAUGCAAUUCUGAUUUACAAUCACUUAUCGUUAAAAGUUAGAUUCUGGUCAGAAUUUUGCUUCAAUUAGUAAUCGAGUAUUAUAGCAUGAGUGUGCUGUUCUCGCUGGGCCAGCUGGCAGAAUCAUUGGGGGGAAUUUGCUGUCAGAGGGUUGGGAGCAAAAAGAGAAAGGUGAGAAUAAGGCCAGAGGAGGAGGGAGCAGGCUCAUAAUAUGAUAUUCCCACACAAGUCUGUUCCCCCAAAAUAAUGCAGGUAAUUUUUCCCUUUUCUGAAAGUCAACACCCAACAUUAUUUACAGGUUCAAACAUGCUUUACAAUUCAAGAAGGACACAUUAAAUGGGAAUUGUUUGAAUGUUUAAAUCUGUUCAAUAUCAGGAGAGAACAAUUUUAAAUGAGCUUUUAAACACAUUUUGUGUACUUCAACUGACAUUCAAUAAUCUAAAUAACCUAAAAAUAAUUGCCAAUCUUGUAGAAGAUUGUAUGUGAAAUACUUGUGGAAGGUUACCAAGUGUGAGAGGCUAUUACCUUAAUACAACAUGACAGAAAUAGCGUAAAUAUGGCACCUUGAAGGAGGACAGCCACACACUGUGGAUGCCGGGGCCAUGGAGUUGUUGUUGGAGCAACUUAGAUUGUGAUUUCAUGCUGUCAAAUGUAAUUUUGUGGCUAAUACUCUAUUGAACAGGUCAUGGUGAUGCUAUAUACAGCCUAUGCAUAAUGUUCUCUAAAGGCAUAUACUGCAAGUUGCCAUACAGUCAUACAGUGUUCAUUAUAUACAAGCUAAUGCUUCACAUUUGACCUCAUCCGUUGACUUCCUCUGACUCACGGUGGCUUACAGGUCAACAUAUCUGCCCCCUACAUUGUCGAUUAAUCUCACAGCAACAGCUGCAUUGGUCCUAAAACUAGACUACCCAGUCCAACACUUUCAUGUUGUCAACACAGCCUUGUAAUCAAAAUGAAUUAGCACAGCUUGCUAAAGUCAGCAGACAAACAGCGACAUCCAGCAACCAAUCUCCACCCCAGGGACUGUCGGCGUCAGUUGUGUGAUGUAAGGGGCUAUAUCAGAAAUCUUUGUUUGUUUCCCUGGGUGGCAGAAGACAGAUGAGUCACAAGUGAAAUGUUGGCCUUUGGUAAAUACAUCUAGCCUGUCUGUAUAGUCCCAACAGAGACUCAAAUUAUUGACGCCUCAUCUCCAUUGACACAAAGGACCUGUCAUCUUUCCCAAACUGUCUGAAGAGUGAAGAAAGUGGUGUUCUCAUUGGUCGGUUACAAAAAUAACCAAUGACCAGCGUUGAUUUCAUCCAGCUGGCCUUCCUUGCCCUGCCACUCGACACCCUCUGGUUAUUCCGAUGUGAGUUAGCUAGCUGCACCCUGUGUUGCUGCUCAGUUUGGCCACACAGACUAGUGCGUCUAUUUUGGUAUCCUUUGAGUUUGCUCUUAGAACAUUGGCCACAGCAGUGUUCGAAUAUGGAACUAAGGGCUUGAGAUUUUUGGCAGGUUGCAGCAGAUUUUGCAUUGGAUUUUUUACGGAUGAUUUGUUUUAGCUACCACCGUUAACAUUGGAGGGUCAGCAUGAAAGACACAUCACCAAGGAAGUUCCCACAUCCCAAAUCCCUUAUGUCGUGCUGAGCUGGACAAAAAGGGUUGUACAAAGUUGCAGCAGCUGUAAAGGAUGCAAGAGAGGUGAUGCACGAGACUGAAAGAAGUUUGUUGACAUCAUGAGCUGCGUGGAAAAGCGACACAUGAGCUAUCGGGUGGGAGGCAUGGUCCACCAUCGCUUCCCCAACGGCUUCACCGACUUGUUCAUGGAUGAGACAGACCGAGAGGUCAGCAUUCUUACCGACAGAGCCUUCCGAAGUCUCUGCGUUGGGGAUGAAGCUGUUUACAAUGACGAGUUGUUGUACGGAUACUCACCUUUCAGCUGCCACAAACCUUUGGUGGAGGAGCCUCUUAAAAAGACUCAUCACAAGGAAUCUAAAAAGCAACGGCAAGACAAAUCUGACAAAAACUAUGCCCAGCCGUGGAAACAACAGGAACAGAAAAAUGUGUCCCACAAGUCGUCUUUCCUCAAGUCAUUAAGUGCUACGGAGGAAAGCCGCGAGGGGAUGUUGAUCGCAAAUGGGGGUAUGACAGACUCUAACGGGGAAUCAUGGGAUAAGUCUGCACUUCGCAGCAUCCAAAGAGAGCUAUCGGAAUUCUCCCCGGAUUAUCACUCCAAUGUCACAGGUGGAUAUUACGAGGAACAUCAUCAACAUGAAUCUGGUAAUGGUUCAUUUAGCAAAACAGGCAAAGAUGCUGCCAUUGUCUCUGGGAAAUCCCUAAAGAGCAAACAUGGGAAAUCCACUAUCAAAUUAACAAAACUUAUCAUCAAAAACUAUUUCCUCCACAGUGAGUUUAGUCCUUUCCAAACAUGGGGAGUCGUUAACCGGUUUCCCCUUGAUCGAGAAGACUCCUCUAGUCUUCCCACAGAUAGUAUACCUAAAUGGUAUGACUUGCCUUUUUACAAGGAGCUUACGGAGGAACACAGAAAAGAGAAUCUGCAUAAAGAGGAGGUGCAGUCUCGCCAGAAAGCAACCGUUGAGCCACCUCCACCCACUGCUCCUAAACCCAUCCCUGAUCCGCCUAAGGUCUUGCCAAAGCCCUCAGCUACUCUGGCUGAGAAGAGAUGCUCAUCAGAAAGAGGGGAUGGGAGUGCUGCCCCCUGGAGGCGCAACAGGUCCAGGGCAAAAAGUGUGAUUCCAGUCAAUCAACCUGGGAUACCAGCUCAGGAAAACAGUUCAAAAACAGUAUAUGAGAGUCUUUGGUUAGUCAAAAAGGAGCCUAGAUCUGUGGAGGUCACAGCAGUUGAGGAAGUAAGCUCUUUAGCUUCAACUCCGUUCAGCAUCUGCCAGCUGAUGACUCCCAUCAUUCCCACCAGACAGCCAACGGAAACAUCGGAAAUUCUCCUAACUGUGCUCUCGCCCUCCUGCCUUGACCCUCCGCUGAGACCACACUCUGAAGCCAAACUCACCCCCGAGCCUGCAGUCAAGCGGGACAGCUACAAAUCCCUCGCCUCUAGCAUCCUCUUCAACCUCAAAGACAACAGGAAAAGGGUGAAAAGCCAUUACAGCCCUCCGAAAUUCAAAACAUUGGAAGUGCUUAACAGUGGUACCCAGUCUCCCCAAUCAGAUCAUCUGAAAUAUUCACAAGCUGUCACAGAAGGCUAUGCAUCUGGCUUAAGCACUCCUGCCAUUUUCACAGACAGACAGAGAGUGUGCUCUCCAGUUUUGGAAUUGAUUAACACCCCAACUGGUGGUCAUACCAAACAUGAUAGUGAUAGAUCUCUUUCAGAUGAUUAUUUGUUAUCAAAUCUACUGCAAACUAGCAAGGCUGCAGGUAGUCUUGUUGAGGAGAGUCCCAUAUCCCCCUUAAGACACUCAAAAAAAGACAACAGUGCAAGGGCUAGAAAGCAAAACUACCCAUCUCUGAAUUUGUAUAAGAAAGCAAGCCCUGUUGACAGUGAUAUGAAACAUUUACCAGCCCCUCAGGGAACUGGUGCUCCUAAACGCAUAGACGAACCAACUGAGGCGAAUAAACGUUUACCACACACGCUAAACAAAGACCUCUCUCAAAAAGCACUGCCCACAAACACAGAGUUUUCACCAAAUUUUUUAAAUGUCAAAGAAGAUUGUUUGCUCCUAAUUCAACCUGAUGUAUAUGAAAACGAUGGGUUUUCCUUAAAUGUAUCACUUGAGAAGAGAGCACUCAAUAAACCAGAAAAAUUUAAACGAUCUGCAAAAGACUUUACAGAAACAGACGUAAGCUUGAAGGGAAAAUAUGCUAGUUGCCAACCUAUGACUACGAUGUAUGUGAUCAAAGCCGCCAGGGAAGCAAUUAACGCAGCCAAAAAUAAAGCUAUAUCAACAGCUCAGUCAAAUACCACAAAUAAACCCAUUUCAGACCAAGAAGAAGUAAAUGAAAGCGAAGUGUGCAAGAGUUCAACACCAGAAAACAACAGUAUUUUAUCCCAGCAUAGAAAAGUAACAGAACUGGAUGGCAAAAGGGGUGAUUUCAAGAAAGUUCCCCCACCAGUUCCGAAGAGAAAUUUCGCUAAAUCUGAUAUUCUCCUCUGUCACAACAAAGAGCAAACAAAGAAUGUUGACAAGCUGACUAAUGGGGGCUUAAAGAAUGCAAAUUUAAAUUUAAUUGAAGAUGAAUUUGACCAGAAACAGGGCAAACUCAAACAUAGGUUUUCUGCCAGACAGAACAAUUACAUUAAAAAUCAGAGAUACGCAGGGUCAGAUGAACAAGGGGAGGAGUUUGAGGAAGGGGAUCCGAAAGUGAACCCAAUAAUGGAGAUGGGUGAAGAGACAAGGCCACACAGAGAAAUGAAAGAUAGCGAGCAUAUAAUUAAUGACCUGAAUGCUCUGAAAGAGCUGCAGAGAGCGAGACUUGGCGAUCGUGUUGUCGAGAACACAAAGAACAAAUUAAGUGUUAUUAACAUAGAUGAAGAGGCUAGGGCUAAGAAUGAUUUGAUCUCAAGGGAGCUAAAGAAUAUUAAAAAGGGUAUGCUGUCUAUUAGAGGGAACACAGCAUCUAAAAGAGAACUAUUUGCACAGAAAGAGAAGGAUCAGAGCAAGCAAGAGACUUUUGCAAAGAUUGACAGCAACGUCAUAGUAAACAAAGCCCUUAUAAAUGACAAUUAUGACAGAGCAAAAAUGGCACUUGAAGAGAUCAUCUCAGACAGGCAGCAAAGAAAGAAUAAAUUUACCGAACAGGAAAUGUUUGAUGAGAAUGCUCGUGAAAGGUGUCUAACAAGAGCAGAGCAAAGUAAAAACGCCAUGAAAGGUUCUCUGACAGAAGCCAAGGAAAAACAAAAUUCCAGCUUUAUCGCACCAAAAGAGAAAGAUUUUAAAGAGAGGUUAGGUGAUCUGAGAGACCACAAUAACAUAAGACAGAUCCUGUCUCAAAGUGAACCUAGACUAAGUGAGACUCACAGAUCUGGGAGUAGGUUAACGUUCCCUGACAUUGAAAAAACGUGUGAUCCGAGCUAUGAAUCAGGAGAGAUGACUAUCAGGUAUACAGAGAGCCAGAUAUCUGAAGAAAAGCUGGAGAAUGGAAUGGAAGACAAGAAGGGCAAUGCUCCUCUUGUUCCUCCUAGGAGCAAAAGGAGAGGAAGUAUUUUAAAUAGAAGUGUUACUACAGAGACAGAUAGUUUGAGAGAUCUAGUAGAAGAGGAUAUCUUUAACAUAGAUGUAAAACAUGAAAAGGCUGAGGUAGGCUUAACAGAGAUAUGGGAUACAGUUGCAGAACAAUAUGUAAAUAGUGACCUUUCCAUCAGAGAGGCCUGUCAAAGUGAACCAAAUCAUUUUAAAGAAAGGUGGGAUGUGGUAAACAAUGCCAAUUCAAAAUCCACCAUGAUAACUGAUCCAAUUAAAUGUGAGCCUGUGUUACAUUCAAAAGACCCACAAUCUGAAAAUAAAUUGUGUAUAUCACCAGAGAUUAUAGGAAAUGAAAACAAGGCAAAUAACUUGCAUGCAGAUAUGAGGCCCACAAAAGCUACGAACAGCAUUGCCUGGGCACAGGAAACACCAAAGGUCAAACAGAAGGCUCCUUUAAAACCAGAUAAUUUAAACAGACCUUCGGUAACUAAUCUUUUAGGGGCAGAAGAACCUGACAAAUUGAAUAGCGCUUCAAUACAUGCAGAUGAAGAGGAAAUCCCUAGACAUAUAACAUCACCCUUACUCCAGGUUAAUGGUAUCAGCGUCACUCAGAGCCCACCAGAUCAAGCCAGCUUGUCUUCAAAAUCUUCCUACUUCUCUGUGGAGAAUGCACUGCACAAAAAUACAGAGACAGAGUCAAAUGUUUACCACUCUCUGGAGAACUUGAUUGGAGAUUUGGAGGAGGUUGAUGAAGAGACGCAAAAUAUUUUGCAAAACACAAAACAGGUUUUGGACGGAAUGGAAAAUUAUUCUUUGAGUGAUCAUGAAAGCGAGCCAGAGGUUUUAAAGCAUCUUAUAAAAUCCCCUCAAAAAGACACUGAAGUACCAAACAUGGACAACAAAGACAAUACCAGCAAAGAUCAAACAUUAGCGCAUGAUGAAGAAAAUCAGACACCAAUGUCGCACUCCAAUAUUUUUUCACCAACUUUGGGGAUCCCUGCCUUAUUUAAAGUCAAAGAUAACACUUUCAGUAACAACUUGAAGUUGAAGACUAUACAACCGUGGUCACCAAGAGGUAGUGUUUCAGAAUGGGGAGAGGAGGUACAUCAAGUAAUAGACAAUGCAGAGCUUCCUCUGGCUCAUGAACCCACCACCAGAGGUAGCCCAGCAAUCCCAGAUGAAAUAUUCUCACCCAAAGAAAGUGCUUCGAACAGUUCACCUCCACUGCUGCAGUCUCCUUCACAUCUGCAAAGUGAAAACCCAAAGAAACCACAAUCUGGAGGGUUCCUUGCUGUCCCACGGGAGGAAGACAGAUCGUCUGGGCUGAGUCCAGCAUCUGAAGGAGUAGAGAGCUUAACAGCCAGCACAGCUGACACUACUGACGAGAUGGGAACACAUACUGGGAUUUCGAAGGUUCCCAGCGAACGGCCCGGGUCCACCUGCAGUGGUAAUGAAAGCCAAACAGGCCUGCCUAAACCACCAGUGGUCUUACCGAAAUCAGAAAAGGCGGUUCUCAAAGCUGUUAAGUUGGCAAACAGAAGGAUAAAGAAGGAGGAGGCUCAGAAGUCGUCCCAAAAGUCGUCUCAUAGUGGCAGCAAACACCGAGUCGAGAGACCCAAUAGUGACAAACCUGAGCACAGAAACAGCAGCAGUAAAAAUAACAAGCGCAGUGAGAGAAAUCACAGAGAAAAGUCUGAAGAUCAUCGUCACAGUGAAAGUCACCAAAGCAAAAACAGUGAUGACCAGCGGGAGAAAAUACCCUCUGAAAGAAGCAGCCACAACCUUGAAAGCCACACGAGUGAAAGCCACCAACAUGACCAAACAGAUGGGUGCCACAGGCCUCGACAACAGGGCCAUGGUUCUGUGGAGAGCAAUAACCAAAAUAAUGAAGCACUGCCCAGUGUUAGAACAGAGAGGCAAGGGCGCAGCAGCAGACGAGACAAGCGAGAGCACAGACACUACAGUAGUGACAGGCUCAUCAGCAAGGUACCUGUGUACAAAGCUCAUCUCAGCGAUAGACCCUCAUCUGACCGGCCCCGCCACCGGUCUCAGAGCAUCGACAGGUACUUAGGAGACAAAGUAGAGCACAGGCUCAAUGCCGAUACGUCAGUAAAUGAGAAUCUUGAUCCCAGAACCCAGCGCAUUGAAAAGUCCAUCAUGGACGAGCUUCAGCAGAGAGGACGAGCCAGAGACAAGACAAGCAGGGACAACGUGUUAAGAAGGAGCCACAGUAUAGAUGCGUACCCUGACCCGUCCCCUUCGACGCUUUCCCGCCAGUCGAGCCAAAUCAGCCACACAAGCCAGCUUUCUCGCCAGUCUAGCUUUGAGCACACUAUUGUUGCGCAGUCCUUUCCCUUGACCCAACGCAAGCUCCUGCAGGAUCCAGACUCCGGUCAGUACUUCUUUGUAGAGAUGCCUUUACAAGUCAAGACAAAAACCUUCUUUGAUCCUGAAACAGGAAACUAUGUGCAGCUGCCAGUUCAGCCGCCAGAUGGGGCUGUUCCUCAGGUGUCCCCCUUGGAGGUUUUGACCCAACCUCUGGUUGUUUACCACAGCUUUGUCCCUGUCCCCCUGUCUCCCAUGGCUCACAAAGGUGGCAUACAAGUAGCUCACAUGGAGCCAAGGUUGAGGCAAAUGCAAUGUGAGGGACAUCCUUAUCUAGAGCCUGUCUACGGCCAACACGACCACAUGUUAGGGGAGUUUCUAGGCACUGAGGAGCUGGACUGUCUGAGCUGAUACAGAAUGGUGGCUGAAAGGAAAUAUCCAUCCUGAGUUUAGGCUUUUUUACAAAUACCUAUUUAAUUUUGAACAGCGUUGAAGUGUUUCAGGGGGGUUUUAAGCAUCUGGGGCCUCAUUUAUAAAACCUUGCGUAGGAUUUGCGCCAGAAGUGACGUACGAAUGAAACAUAGGACGUGCGUACGCACAGAAAUACUCAGACUUAUAAAACCGUGCGCAUGCACGUCCUACGCAGUUUUCCCUUAAUAAAUCACAAUCACUUCUAAAUGCAGUGCAGCUUUUGCGGCUUCAUGUCACGCCCAUAGUUUCCAAUAUAUAGUCUGUGGAACGCCCACAAAUUAAUAUUCAUUGAUUGCGGAAUCAUGGCAAACACUGACAGGAAAACGAAGAAAUGUACUUCACUCAGCCACAUCUUCUAAGAGCGCAAGAUCAGCCAUUUUGCGUCAUUACGCAUUGUGAUGGUAUCAUGGCAUUUUAUUACCGUCCAUUUGAUUGCAUCUGACAAGCAACAGCUGUGUUUUGAGGAUGAAUUGCAUAACAUGCCAAUAUUAUUGCAGAACAUAUUUCACUUCCACUGCCAUCGCCGAAGUGUGUUGGAAAGGGGACACCGGAGCUGUCCCCUCUUGAUGAGACUGGCGGCAAUGAUUGGGGAUCGGGGACAGGGCCAACAUCGGCGUCAGGGGGGUCGAGGCACUGCCCUUAACCAGGCCGAUGGUGCGCUGCACUACAGCGCGAAUCCUUCCAUUUGCCACGUUUUCUAAGAGCGCAAGAUCAGCCAUUUCGCGUCAUUGCGCAUUGUGAUGGCAUCAUGGCAUUUUAUUCCAUUUGAUUGCAUCUGACAAGCAACAGCUGUGUUUUGAGGAUGAAUUGCAUAACAUGCCAA
Molecule: messenger RNA, 13911 nt
Organism: Gasterosteus aculeatus aculeatus (three-spined stickleback)
Lineage: Eukaryota; Metazoa; Chordata; Actinopteri; Perciformes; Gasterosteidae
Biological process (GO): positive regulation of calcineurin-NFAT signaling cascade
Cellular component (GO): Z disc
Source: RefSeq, a predicted model, not a curated record